CGCGUCUGCUCCCAGCGCUUCGGGAGUAGAGUGGUUGAGAUUGGAGCCCACUGGAUUCAUGGCCCCUCUAAAGGAAACCCUGUCUUCCAGCUAGCUUCUGAGUAUGGCCUGCUGGAUGAGGAAGCCACAUCAGAGGAGAACCAGCAGAUUGAGACUGGGGGGCAUCCAAUCCUCCCCUCUCUGUCCUAUUCGAGCUCAGGGAGAAUCUUGAACCCAGAGCUGGUGAUCUCAAUGAGGAAUCUGUUCUCUACCCUCUUGGGUCAAACGCACAUGUUCCUGAACUUGGCACAGGUGCCUGUGCCAAGUGUUGGUGAGUACCUCAAGAAAGAGAUUGCUGAGCAAGUGAAAGAAUGGACAGAUGAUGAUGAUGAAACCAAGCAGCUGAAACUGGCAGUCCUGAACACAUACUUCAAGCUGGAGUGCUGCGUGAGUGGGACCCACAGUAUGGACUUGGUUGCCCUGAGGUCCUUUGGGGAGUAUGUCACACUCCCUGGCCUGGACUGCACCUUCCCUGGUGGCUACGGAGGCCUCAUAGACUGCAUGCUGGCAUCCCUGUCCAAGGAGAGCAUCUUGUUUAACAAACCAGUGAAGACCAUUCACUGGAGAGGCUCCUACCAAGAGGAGGGCUCAGAGGGACGGACAUUCCCAGUCCAGGUGGAGUGUGAGGAUGGAGAGACAUUCCUAGCAGAUCAUGUCAUAGUCACAGUCCCUCUAGGUUUCCUUAAAGAGCAUCACAAGACUUUUAUUCAGCCCUCGCUGCCUCUGCAGAAAGUGGAAGCAAUUAACCAGCUGGGUUUUGGAACAAACAAUAAGAUCUUCCUGGAGUUUGAGAAGCCAUUCUGGGGCCCAGACUGCCAGCUAAUCGAGGUUGUCUGGGAAGAUGAGUCUCCUCUUGCUGCACCUAGCACCAACCUCCAGGCUGUCUGGUUCAAAAAGCUCAUCGGCUUUGUGGUCCUCCAGCCUCCAGAACAGUAUGGGCAUGUUCUAUGUGGCUUUAUUGCUGGGAAGGAAUCUGAAUACAUGGAGACCCUCAGUGACAGUGAAGUUCUCACUGCCUUUACACACAUCAUUCGUAAACUGACAGGGAACCACCACCUGGCUCCACCAACAAAGGUGCUGAGAUCUAAGUGGCACAGUGCUCCAUACACCAGAGGUUCCUACAGUUACGUGGCUGUUGGCAGCUCAGGAGAAGACAUUGACACACUGUCUCAGCCCCUUCCUGAGGAGACCUCUGACCCCAGGCUACUGCAGGUUCUGUUUGCGGGAGAAGCCACACAUCGGACUUUCUACUCCACUACGCACGGCGCCUUGCUGUCAGGCUGGCGGGAGGCUGAUCGCCUCCUCAGCCUGUACGACGCCUCUGAAUUCCACCAGCCCAAGCCAAGACUCUGAUACUGCUUCUCUUCCUGCUGUUGGUCCUGGGGUUCCAGUCAUCUGACCAGUGACUACUUUCGUCCCACAUCUUUACUAAGGUGAGGGGAUGGUCUUCCUCCUCACGACCAGCUUGCUGUCAUUUGCUUUUUUGUAUCCAAUCUAUCCAGUCACCCAUGUGACUUGACUACCAAGAGAUUUUCUAUAUUCCCUGAAUGCUGAAGCUGCAGAUGCACAAGUGAGCACAGGGACUUGGGAACCAGGACAGCCCUGAGCAUGCAGCAUAUUGCACGCCAGAGGAAAGAAUAAAAGUUCUUAUUUUGGGGGCUUUUA
Messenger RNA from Alligator sinensis (Chinese alligator), 1704 nucleotides. RefSeq names its product polyamine oxidase (gene PAOX). The annotation marks the transcript as partial. The record is from RefSeq and is a predicted model, not a curated record. Gene Ontology annotation, molecular function: polyamine oxidase activity. The transcript is spliced from 7 exons. Lineage: Eukaryota; Metazoa; Chordata; Crocodylia; Alligatoridae.